This is a messenger RNA of Drosophila erecta, 1974 nucleotides long. Its product is annotated as lipase 3. The transcript is spliced from 4 exons. Gene Ontology annotation, molecular function: hydrolase activity, acting on ester bonds. The record is from RefSeq and is a predicted model, not a curated record. The coding region runs from base 686 to 1954 and encodes 422 amino acids. Lineage: Eukaryota; Metazoa; Arthropoda; Insecta; Diptera; Drosophilidae.
GAGAUACGUGUAUUAUAGACCACUCGGCAGACCAAUCAUGUGUGGCCUCUAUAAAUCGAUACCACCCAAGCCCUGAUUUGAUGACCCGACCACCAAGUGGGGCUAAGGUGCUAACUGGGAUAUAAUAUAUAAGGAUUAAUAUGCGCACGUGUUCCUGCUGAAGAAGUGCUGCAUGUUGCCGACGCCACCAGCAACAUGUUGCUGGCGUGAUUUCAGCCAUUUUAUUGUAUUCAUUUGCAAUCGCACUUUCUAUUUUUAACAAUUAUCUUUAACGAAUUACGUAUUUGCAAGAAAAUUAUAAAAACGAUGUGACUAAAAAAAGAGAUCGAACUUCAGGAUACCCUCUUCUCAAUUUUGAAUGUUUGGGAAUUUCAGCGUGACUUACGGCUUGGCCUUCUAAGCCAUUUCCUUUGUUGUAUUACAGCUAAAGAUCCGUGUGACUGGAACUAUUAAUCAUUAAUGGCGAUAUACGCUCUUGAGUUUUUAAACUAGUGGGUACUAAAAUAAUUGGAAAUCGAUAAGGAAAUCAAACGUUUUGCUGGGGGGUUUGCGCUUGCUUAGAUUGUAAAUUUGAGACCGCCGAUUUUAAUCUAAACAAUAAGCUGAUUAGGCUAGGUGUAUCUAUCUCUCAUAUAUACUUAACUGAUUUCUUGGGGGUCUUCGUACGCGCUUGCCAAUAAAUCUGAUGGUUUGUGACUACCAAUGGAUAGAUAGCGUUCAAGGGGCUAUAAAAGCUGGAAUCCCGAACCACACGGAUCAUAGUACUGCGAUGACAAGAGGAGCGCUAAAAGCGGCCAUUUUACUGGUCGGAUUGGGUCUGGUUUUGGCCGGGUCUCGGCCUAUUUCCGAUUGCGGUGAUCGCAUUGAGGACGAUGGAUACCCUAUGGAGCGCCACGAGGUGGUCACCAGUGACAACUACAUUCUGACCAUGCACCGCAUCCCAUACUCCCCCAAAACGGGUGAUUCUCUCAAUCGCCCGGUGGCCUUCCUCAUGCACGGUAUGCUGAGCUCCUCCUCCGACUGGGUACUCAUGGGUCCAGAGCGAUCCCUGGCCUACAUGCUGGCCGAUGCCGGCUACGAUGUGUGGAUGGGUAAUGCCCGAGGCAACACCUACUCCAAGGCGCACAAGUACUGGCCCACUUACUGGCAGAUCUUCUGGAACUUCAGCUGGAACGAGAUCGGCAUGUACGACGUUCCGGCGAUGAUUGAUUACGUUUUGGCAAAGACUGGACAGCAGCAGGUGCAAUAUGUGGGCCACUCCCAGGGCACCACUGUUUAUCUGGUGAUGGUGUCGGAGAGACCCGAAUACAAUAACAAGAUCAAGUCCGCCCAUCUUCUGGGACCUGCCGCCUACAUGGGCAACAUGAAGAGCCCUUUGACCCGCGCCUUUGCCCCCAUUUUGGGGCAGCCCAAUGCCAUCGUGGAGGUCUGCGGAUCCAUGGAGUUCAUGCCCAGCAACAAGUUUAAGCAGGAUUUGGGAAUCGAGAUGUGCCAGGCCACUUCUUCCUAUGCCGACAUGUGUGCCAACGAGAUCUUCCUGAUUGGAGGCUACGAUACCGAGCAGCUGGACUAUAACCUACUUGAGCACAUCAAGGCUACUUCUCCGGCUGGCGCAUCCGUGAACCAAAACCUGCACUUCUGUCAGGAAUACAACUCCGGAAAGUUCCGUAAAUUCGACUACACUGCCCUCCGCAAUCCCUAUGAGUAUGGCAGCUAUUUCCCCCCGGAUUACAAGCUAAAGAAUGCCAAAGCCCCGGUUCUAUUGUAUUACGGAGCAAAUGACUGGAUGUGCGAUGUGAACGAUGUCCGCAAGUUGAGAGACGAACUGCCCAACAUGGCACUGGACUACUUGGUACCGUUCGAGAAGUGGGCCCAUCUGGAUUUCAUUUGGGGCACUGAAGCCAGAAAAUACGUGUACGACGAGGUCUUGAAGCAGAUGCGAUCAUACGAAUAGUUUUAUUUUCUACGCAAUAA